GCGGGGCGGAGUGCGCGUGCGCGGCUCGCUCGCCCGGGUGUGGGAGCGGGCUCGGGGCGGCGGGCACGCGCACGCGCGCGCCCCGGGCAGCCUAGGCGGCCGCUCCUGCCUGUCACUGCUGCGGCGCUGCUCGCUGGUCGUUCCCUUGAAGGCAGCGGAGGCGGCGGCGGCGGCGGCGGCGGCUCCAGACACCUGCGGCGGCGACCCCCCGGCGGCGGCGCGGAGAUGUGGCCCUUGGUGGCGGCGCUGUUGCUGGGCUCCUGCUGCUGCGGUUCAGCUCAACUACUGUUUAGCAAGGUCAAAUCUGCAGAAUUCACUACGUGCAAUGAAACUGUCGUCAUCCCUUGUGUUGUCCUCAAUGUGGAGGCACAAAGCACUGAAGAAAUGUAUGUGAAGUGGAAGUUAAACAAGACAUAUAUUUUCAUCUAUGAUGGAAGUAAAAACAACUCUUCUGUAGAGACUAACUUUUCCAGUGCAAAAAUCUCACUUUCAGACUUACUGAAAGGCGUUGCCUCUUUGAAAAUGGAUAGGCAGCAAGCUGUCGUGGGAAACUACACGUGUGAAGUUACAGAGUUAUCCAGAGAAGGCAAAACAGUGAUAGAGCUGAAAUACCGUGUGGACUUGAACCCUGACCCAGGAUCAGACUGUUCUUACCACACUACUCCUACCCCUGCAGGGGACGAGAAGGAGAAAGGAGGUUGCAAAUUAGCGUCAUGGUUUUCUCCAAAUGAAAAGAUCCUCAUUGUUAUUUUCCCGAUUUUGGCUAUACUCCUCUUCUGGGGGAAGUUCGGUAUUUUAACACUUAAAUAUAAAUCCACUCGAACGAAUAAGAGAAUCAUUCUGCUGCUGGUUGCCGGGCUAGUGCUCACUGUCAUCGUCGUUGUUGGAGCCAUUCUUCUCAUCCCAGGAGAAAACCCUGUAAAGAGUGCUUCUGGACUUGGCCUCAUUGUCAUCUCUAUAGGAACAUUAAUACUACUUCAGUACAAUGUGUUUAUGACCGCUUUCGGGAUGACCUCUUUCACCAUUGCCAUAUUGAUCACUCAAGUGCUGGGCUAUGUCCUUGCUUUGGUGGGACUGUGUCUCUGCAUCAUGGCUUGUGAACCAGUGCAUGGCCCCCUUUUGAUUUCAGGUUUGGGUAUCAUAGCUCUAGCAGAAUUACUUGGACUAGUUUAUAUGAAAUUUGUCGCUUCCAACCAGAGGACUAUACAACCUCCUAGGAAAGCUGUAGAGGAACCUCUUAACGCAUUUAAAGAAUCAAAAGGAAUGAUGAAUGAUGAAUAAGUGAGGGAAGUGAUGGACUAUACCUGGAGAGUCAGAAGUAAAGGAAUACAUUCGUGUUUAAGCGCCAUGGCCUUGCUGACUCAGCUGGGAAGAAGAAAAUAAACAAACAACAGUAACUGACUUUCAUCUAUGAAAGAACAUGUCAUUGACCCAUAGAUGAUUAUUACAGUUAAGUUUAUAUUCAAAGCAGCUGUGAUUUACUUAAUAAAAGAAUUAUGAUUGUGUUGUGUAACCAAUUGAAAUCCAUUUUUUCUAUUGUUUCUACUCAACUAGGGGCAAAAGUAUCAGAGGCAACUUCCAAGAAUGAUGCUUGCUAGAUCCUUGAGUCUCUGGACACUGGGUUUAAAUCAGUUCUGGAUGAGAAUUGCCUAGCAUUAACCUGAUGGCUAUCCAGAGAUCCCUAUGAAAAACAAUGGUAUCCAGCAAGCCUUAGUAAACUCAGGUUCCCAGCAGCUUUGUCACUUAUGCUGCUAGCUGAAUAAUGUGACUGCCACUGCCAGGUCAUAGGAAUAGAGACUGAAGUAGACAGAUGAAUCUGGCAGACAAAUCCUGUAUGCUCCCUAUGUGUGCUAUGAUAUUGAUGGCACUAGUGUCUUCAUUCUUGGGGGUUGUCUCCAUUUACACCCCUCCCUUUGACAUAAAGUGCACCCCGAUUUUGAAUAUUUUUUAUAGAUGUGUUUUUCUUUCUUUUGCACCCUGUCCUGUCCUGCUACUUGCGUUUGAGGUACAAGAUAGAGUACCUUUUCUCCUCUUCAAACAUGGGCCUGUGACACGGUAGUGUCAGUUGCAGAAAGGAGCCAGACUUAUUCUCCAAGCACUGUGCUCAUUCAUACUCUCCAGCAAAAAAAAAAAAAAUGCUAUGGUUGUAACAUAUGUAUUCCAGACCUCUGGUUUGAAGGUAAAAUCUAAGGUGUUUCUUCCCAUGUUUUCUGAUUGGAGGCAUGACAAAGCAAGACUGAAAUCUGAUCUAUGCGUCUCCUGCAUGGCAACAUGUGUCUCCAUCAGGCCCUAGCAAGGCCAGCGGAGGAGGUUUUACGCCUGUUGUCUCUUUGUUGCAUGAUGAACACUCAUCACCUUCCUCCUGUAUCCUGCCUCCUACCUCCUCCUCUUUCCCUAAGUUUGAAAAGUAAAACAAAGCCACCCCAUUCCCUACCUGAUUAGCAGAAAAUCAACGUCCUGACAGUUGUGAUCGCAUGGAGUACUUUUAGAUUAUUAGCACUUGUUUUUACCUCGUUUGUGGGCGUGUUUGUAUGUGCACAUGUAUAAGGUAGGCACAUGCAUCUUCUGUACCCACAAAAGUGAGGCAUCAACAGAAGAGCAAAUGCUGACUUUGUGCUUUUAGUAAAUACAUUUACAAACAAAGGUCCUUAUUGGGUGGAAUUAUAUUUGAUGCAAAUAUUUGAUCAGUUUAAAACUAGGUAAUGUGCCAAGCUUUUUUGACUGCUCACCAGUGCCCUCUUUAAAAAAAAAAAUAAUACCAGUAAUGUUUCCUGUUUGUGUAACAAGGCAUUUGUAUUUGUGUUUGCAUUACUAAUGAUUAUUUCUUCUUAGUCCGCUGAAUGUUUCCAUGUGCCUCUUGUAUGCCAAAUUUAUUGUCAUCUUUCAUGUGGGGACCAAGUGGUUUGUUCAUGGCAAACCUAAACUUAUGACCUGCUGAGGCCUCUCAGAAAACUGACCACAGUAGCAAGAUAGUGCUUCUAAAGAAAAGUAUGUUUCCUCCCUGAUUUUGUAGUUGUUCAAAAUAUUUGUGUAUAAAGAGGGAGUUGAAUGCCUUUAUACAAACCCGAUGGCUCCUGAUGCUUUCCUUUCUUCUGAAAAUAUUUAGACUUUGCUCAUAUUGUUGGUUACUUUGAAAUCAGUUUUGAUGAAGAGAGCAAAAAGCAGACGGACUUGGAACAGAUCCAAAAUUUCCUAUUCUCUGUUAAGAGAGUCAGGUGUGAAAAUCUUUAUAGUCAAUUUUUUUUAUGAACUAAAGUUGUACCUUUUAAUAUGUAGUCAAUGCCCCUCUGCUCGGGGUUCAGUCUUGGGUCUUAACCAGCUGUCAUGUUCGCUUUGCUGCCUGCCAUUUGAGGCAUUGAGUGCCCUAGACCGUGCCGCUGGCGAUAGCUAAGGAAACACAGGAUGAAUUCGACUCUUGUCCUUACUUAUCAACUUCUCUGUAUAAAGGACCGCAGCAGCAAAGAGUCCUCCUGCCUGGGCAUUAUUGGGCCAGUUCACCCUCUUUAAAUCAAACCUGCAAUGACUCCCAGUUCUCAUCCUAGCAGAUUUAAAUUGCUAACAAUAUUGUGGGCUGCAUGCAUCUGUUUUGCCCCACAAUGUGUUUUUUCUCUCUGAUCCCAAUUUCUGCUGUCAUUUUCCUCUAUUCGGUUUUUAUUUAUUAUCUGCUGUCCAUUUAUACAAUAGUAUGGAGUGAUGCCGUCUGUCAUUUUCAGCAACGGUUUUUCCAGCCUUUAUGGCUGAGUCCCAUUUUUCUUCUCUUUCAAAUCGCUGUGCUUCAGCCCUUACCCGUCACUGACUGUACUUUGCAGCCUGUCCCCAUCUGUCUGGGGGCCUCUUUCAUCUCUUUUACCCUUCCUGGUGCUUCAUGUAUCUCUGCUUAGCUCUGUUGGGUUUGGUUUUUUUUUUUUUUCUUCUCACUGGACUUUAAAAAUUCCUUCCACAACAAAAGUGUGGCUUCCCUUUCUGCUUUUCCUUCUGCAGUGUUCUGCAUACAUUAGUAGACACUCAGUACAGAAGUUCGAUGGUAAGAGUUGCCUGCACUUAGAUUUCUCUUUUUAAUAGGGUGAGCUAAAGUUUUUCUUUUUUCUCUUUCUCUCUUCCUUUUUUUGACAAGUUUCACAUGUUUUGAAAAUUGUAAGAGGUGAAGGAGGAUUCACCUGAAAAUUCCAAGUCUGAUCUGUUGAAAUCAUUGAGAAUACCAGACUAAAAGUCAUGGGGCUGUAUCAUACAUAAUAGGCUGUCUUUCAGGAUGUUGUAGUCAAUAUAGUGGCCAAAUUGUGUUUGAGUUAAUAAAACUGGAAAAGUGA
This is a messenger RNA of Mesocricetus auratus (golden hamster), 4307 nucleotides long. Its product is annotated as leukocyte surface antigen CD47. The transcript has 12 exons. Gene Ontology annotation, biological process: positive regulation of inflammatory response; positive regulation of phagocytosis; positive regulation of cell-cell adhesion. Lineage: Eukaryota; Metazoa; Chordata; Mammalia; Rodentia; Cricetidae. Gene Ontology annotation, cellular component: plasma membrane; extracellular exosome. The record is from RefSeq and is a predicted model, not a curated record. The coding region runs from base 226 to 1281 and encodes 351 amino acids. Gene Ontology annotation, molecular function: thrombospondin receptor activity.